AUGUCGAGGUCCCCGUCGCCCGCGUCGUCUCUCGACUUCAUGCACUCGGAUGGGUCGGAGGAUGAGUAUGCCGAGCUCCGCAGGAGUGUGCAGAAGAGGAAGCCCAAGAAGGCCGCGGCGAGGGCUGUGCCAAAGAUCAACCUCACGGCGCUGCAGCGCGCGGCAGCGGCACACCCCGCUGAAGGGCAGUUUGACAGUGACGCCGAGAGCGAUGAUGCUGGCUUUCUGGAUCGUCUUGGCGGGACAAUCGACCUGUCUAAGCAGGACUUGAAGCCCGACCACGCUGCGCGGCCACUGUGGAUUGAUCAGACGGGCAACAUCAUCCUUGAAGCGUUCUCGCCGCUGGCAGGCGCUGCGCAGGAUUUCCUGGUCGCUAUCGCUGAGCCGGUCUCGCGUCCGGACCUCAUGCACGAGUAUCGCAUUACUAAAUCUUCGCUACAUGCUGCCAUGAGUGUUGGCCUCGAGACCAACGACAUCAUCGAGGUGCUCCGCCGCCUAUCGAAAAUUCCCCUUCCUCAUAAACUAGUUGCACAUGUUCGCGAGUGGACGGCCAGCUACGGCAAGAUCAAGCUCGUCCUGAAGCACAAUCGCUACUGGCUGGAAUCUAGCGUGCCCGAGUACCUCCAGCGACUGUUGAAAGACGACGUGAUCAAGACCUGCCGUGUGCAUCGAGAUGAGGAGCAAAGCGAUAUGACUUUUGGUGUCGAGCAGGGCUCUAAACCGAAGCGCGAUUAUAUGAUCCCCGGCACGACAGAAGCGCGUCGCGCUGCUGGAGAGACGACAGAGAACGGGAACAACGCCAACGGCGACGACGUCAUCGGCGCCGUCAUCGGUAUCAACGAGACGGAUGAGCUUGAUGAAGAGGAUGCCGUGCAGGCCUUCGAGGUCGCGGGCGACCGCAUUGAAGAAGUGCGCCGGCGCUGCAAGGACAUCGAUCUCCCCGCAUUGGAGGAGUACGAUUUCCGCAAUGACUCGGUUAACCCAAAUCUUGACAUGCAACUCAAGCCGAUGACUGUUAUCCGGCCUUAUCAGGAGACGUCACUCUCCAAAAUGUUCGGUAACGGUCGCGCUCGCUCCGGCAUCAUCGUUCUCCCGUGUGGCGCGGGUAAGACGCUGGUCGGUAUCACUGCCGCGUGUACGAUCCGCAAGAGCACUCUCGUGCUUUGCACAUCUGCUGUCUCCGUUGCGCAGUGGAAACAGCAAUUUCUCCAGUUCUCCAACAUCAGUGAGCGCCAGAUCUGCGCCUUCACUCGUGAUGAGAAGGAGAUGUUCCAAGGUCCCGCGGGCGUCGUCGUUUCGACAUACUCUAUGAUCGCCAAAACGGGCAAGCGUGCGCACGACGCCCAAAAGGUCAUGGACUGGCUCAAGACGCUAGAAUGGGGUUUCCUAUUGCUCGACGAGGUGCACGUCGUCCCAGCAGAAAUGUUCCGCAAGUGCGUGAGCAACUUCAAGGUCCACGCCAAACUCGGCCUUACGGCUACGCUCGUGCGAGAGGACGAUAAGAUCGGCGACCUGGGCUACCUAAUUGGACCCAAGCUGUACGAGGCCAACUGGAAGGAUCUUACCCGAAACGGUCAUAUCGCUGCUGUGCAAUGCUCUGAGGUGUGGUGCCCAAUGACACCUGAAUUCUACCGGGAGUAUUUGCGCAAUCCGAGCCGCAAACGCAUCCUGCUCCACGCCAUGAACCCGAACAAGAUGCAGGCGGCACAGUUCCUCAUCAACUUCCACGAGAACCGCGGGGACAAAAUCAUUGUCUUCUCCGACAACGUGUUCGCUCUUGAGCAGUACGCACAGAAGCUCGGCAAGGCAUUCAUUCACGGUGGAACGCCCGAGAACGAGCGUCUACGCAUCCUGAGUCGCUUCCAACACGAUCCAAACCUCAACACCAUCUUCCUCUCCAAGGUCGGCGACACAUCGAUCGACCUGCCUGAGGCGUCGGUGCUGAUCCAGAUCUCGAGCCACUUCGGCUCGCGUCGUCAAGAGGCGCAGCGUCUCGGCCGCAUCCUCCGUGCCAAGCGCCGUAAUGAGGAAGGCUUCAAUGCCUUCUUCUACUCGCUUGUGUCCAAGGACACACAGGAGAUGUACUACAGCACGAAGCGCCAAGGCUUCCUUGUCGACCAGGGCUACGAGUUCCGCGUGAUCACUGAGCUGCACGGCAUUGAGAAGAUGGAAGGCCUCGUGCACCGCACUAAGGCAAGCCAGAUCGAACUGCUCGAGCAGGUGCUCAAUGCGAGCGCAGACGCGUCCGAGACUGCCGAUCACUACGGGCGUCAGCACGGCGGCAAGCACCAGAAGCGGGCUGCGGGUGCGCAGCCCAAGAACCUCGCCUCGGCCAAGGGGACUGCCCCGGCGCAACGCUACACCGCUCCGCUUGAGCAUCUCUCUGGCGGUCAGCACAUGAGCUACCGAGAGCAGAACAAGAGUGUCAAGUGCGUACAACUUCUAGAGGGCUGGAGAGUGCAGAGCUAA
Messenger RNA from Cutaneotrichosporon oleaginosum, 2469 nucleotides. RefSeq lists its product as uncharacterized. Gene Ontology annotation, molecular function: hydrolase activity; DNA binding; 3'-5' DNA helicase activity. The record is from RefSeq and is a predicted model, not a curated record. Lineage: Eukaryota; Fungi; Basidiomycota; Tremellomycetes; Trichosporonales; Trichosporonaceae. Gene Ontology annotation, biological process: transcription initiation at RNA polymerase II promoter; nucleotide-excision repair. Gene Ontology annotation, cellular component: transcription preinitiation complex; transcription factor TFIIH holo complex; nucleotide-excision repair factor 3 complex.